Molecule: messenger RNA, 1368 nt
Organism: Brachypodium distachyon (stiff brome)
Lineage: Eukaryota; Viridiplantae; Streptophyta; Magnoliopsida; Poales; Poaceae
Product: polyubiquitin
Exons: 2
Coding region: 62-1207 (381 amino acids)
Biological process (GO): protein ubiquitination; modification-dependent protein catabolic process
Cellular component (GO): cytoplasm; nucleus
Molecular function (GO): ubiquitin protein ligase binding; protein tag activity
Source: RefSeq, marked provisional
AGGCAAUCUCGUCUUCUCCAAUCGCCUCGAAGCUCGUCGAAUCCUCCCCCACCUCCUCAAGAUGCAAAUCUUUGUGAAGACUUUGACUGGCAAGACCAUCACCCUUGAGGUGGAGUCAUCUGACACCAUCGACAAUGUGAAGGCCAAGAUCCAGGAUAAGGAGGGCAUCCCCCCUGACCAGCAGCGCCUUAUCUUCGCAGGCAAGCAGCUUGAAGAUGGCAGGACCCUUGCGGACUACAACAUCCAGAAGGAGUCCACUCUGCACCUGGUCCUCCGUCUUCGGGGAGGCAUGCAGAUCUUCGUGAAGACACUGACAGGCAAGACCAUCACCCUUGAGGUUGAGUCGUCAGACACCAUUGACAAUGUCAAGGCCAAGAUCCAGGACAAGGAGGGCAUCCCCCCGGACCAGCAGCGUUUGAUCUUUGCUGGCAAGCAGCUGGAGGAUGGUCGCACCCUUGCUGACUACAACAUCCAGAAGGAGUCCACCCUUCACCUAGUGCUGCGUCUGCGUGGUGGUAUGCAGAUCUUUGUCAAGACCCUCACCGGCAAGACCAUCACCUUGGAGGUUGAGAGCUCCGACACCAUCGACAACGUGAAGGCCAAGAUCCAGGACAAGGAGGGCAUUCCCCCGGACCAGCAGCGUCUGAUCUUCGCUGGCAAGCAGCUGGAGGAUGGCCGCACCCUCGCUGACUACAACAUCCAGAAGGAGUCCACCCUCCACCUUGUGCUCCGCCUUCGUGGUGGCAUGCAGAUCUUUGUCAAGACCCUCACCGGCAAGACCAUCACCUUGGAGGUCGAGAGCUCCGACACCAUCGACAACGUGAAGGCCAAGAUCCAGGACAAGGAGGGCAUUCCCCCGGACCAGCAGCGUCUGAUCUUUGCAGGGAAGCAGCUGGAGGAUGGCCGCACCCUCGCUGACUACAACAUCCAGAAGGAGUCCACCCUCCACCUUGUGCUCCGCCUUCGUGGUGGCAUGCAGAUCUUUGUCAAGACCCUCACCGGCAAGACCAUCACCUUGGAGGUCGAGAGCUCUGACACCAUCGACAACGUGAAGGCCAAGAUCCAGGACAAGGAGGGCAUUCCCCCGGACCAGCAGCGUCUGAUCUUCGCAGGGAAGCAGCUGGAGGAUGGCCGCACCCUCGCUGACUACAACAUCCAGAAGGAGUCCACCCUCCACCUGGUGCUUCGUCUCCGUGGUGGUCAGUGAUGGCCUGCUGUUGGAACUGCUGCUAUACCUGGGUCGUCGUCUGGUGGGUGCCUGUGUGUUGCCCUUCAUGAAGUGUGUCUCCGUGUUAAAGUCUUGUUGAAGUCUACCUCUAUCUGGUUAAUGGACCAUCGAGUCCCCUGGUGUGUGUUGGUUUGGUGCAA